Didymodactylos carnosus is the source of this 717-nucleotide messenger RNA. The record is from the annotation of a GenBank genome assembly. NCBI's taxonomy places the organism in Eukaryota, Metazoa, Rotifera, Eurotatoria, Philodinida, Philodinidae.
AUGGGAAUGAAUAAAUUUUGUGAUUUGACAUACGAAGAAUUUGUUCAAAAAAUGACGGAUGGUUUUAAACCUGAACUUCGUAAAUUAUCUAAUAAUAAGCAUGAUCAUCAUACAUUUCUUCCAUCAUCAAAUAUUGAAAUACCAUCAGAGGUUGAUUGGAGAAAAGAAGGCUACGUAACUGAAGUGAAAGAUCAACAGCAUUGUGGUUCAUGUUGGGCAAUGACAGCAACGGGUGCAUUAGAAGGACAGCAUUUUAAAAAAUAUAAAGAACUUAUAUCGUUAUCGGAACAAAAUUUAAUUGAUUGUUCUGGGGCACAAGGAAAUCUAGAUUGUAAUGGCGGAUUGAUGGAUCAAGCAUUUGAUUAUAUUAGAAUAAAUAAAGGAAUUGAUAUAGAAAAAAGUUACCCAUAUGAAGCUCAAGAUGGUAAAUGUCGUUUUAAACAAGAAAAUGUUGGUGCUAACGAUACAGGUUAUGUUGAUAUCACGAAAGGAAAUGAAAGUGAUUUAAAAACUGCUGUCGCAACAAUAGAACCAAUCUCAGUUGGAAUAGAUGCCAGUGUUAUUGUUGGUUAUGGUACAACAGAUCAAAAACAGGAUUAUUAUAUAGUUAAAAAUUCAUACGGUACUUCAUGGAGUGAUGAAGGUUAUAUUUUAAUGAGUCGUAAUAAAAACAAUCAAUGUGGAAUUGUCUCAAUGGCAUCAUAUCCAUUAGUAUAA